Molecule: messenger RNA, 2214 nt
Organism: Dromaius novaehollandiae (emu)
Lineage: Eukaryota; Metazoa; Chordata; Aves; Casuariiformes; Dromaiidae
Gene: COASY
Product: Coenzyme A synthase
Exons: 9
Coding region: 41-1690 (549 amino acids)
Biological process (GO): coenzyme A biosynthetic process
Molecular function (GO): dephospho-CoA kinase activity; pantetheine-phosphate adenylyltransferase activity; ATP binding
Source: RefSeq, a predicted model, not a curated record
GCCCCUGCGCGGCGCGGCGUGACGCGCUUCCGGCGGGGCGAUGCCGCCGUUCGGCGCGGGGCUGCUGGUGCUGACGGCGCCGCUGGGCGCGGUGCCGCGGCGGGCGGCGGCGCUGCUGGCGGCGGCGGCGCGGCUGGUGGCGGGGCCGCUCUACGUGCACCUGGCGCCGGGGCUGCGCCUGGCCGCGCCGCCGCCGCCCGCCGCCGCCGCCGCGGUGCCGCCCUCGGCCGCGCUGCUGCGCGCCCUGGCCGCGCUCUACGCGGGCGCCGACGCGCACCGGGGCCUGGAUGUGCGGGUGCUGCUGGGCCCCGCGGGCGGCGCGGCCGGUCGCGGGGCGCAGCGCCUGGCGCGGCCCCCGGCCGUGGUGCUGGGCGACGCCGCCGCCGCCGCCGGGCAGCCCGAGGCGGCGCGGAGCUGCCUGCGUGCCCUGGCCGCCGCCUACGGCUGCCCGCCGCGCCUGGCCGCCGAGCUGCUGCCCGCCGAGCCCGGCCCGGCCGCGGGCGGCGGCGGCGCCCCCGAGGGCGGUGGCGGUGGCGGUGGCGGUGGCGGCGGCGGCGGGGCGCUGCCCGCCUUCCCCGCCGUGGCGGUCGGCGGCACCUUCGACCGGCUGCACAGCGCGCACCGGCUGCUGCUGAGCGCCGCCUGCCUCCUGGCCCAGCGGCGCCUCCUGGCCGGCGUCGCCGACGGGGCCCUCCUGCGCCAUAAGGUCCUGAAGGAGCUGAUCGAGCCCUACGAGCUGCGGGCGGCCAGGCUGCGCGAGUUCCUGCUGGACGUGAAGCCCUGCCUGCAGUACGACAUUGUGCCUCUGCUGGACCCCUACGGCCCGGCGAUAACAGACCCCGAGCUGCAGUGUUUAGUAGUCAGUGAGGAAACUCGCAAGGGCGGGGAGGCUGUGAACAAGAAGAGACUGGAAAACGGCCUCUCCGAGCUGGCUCUCUACGAGAUCCUCCUGGUGAAGGACCCUUACCGCAGUGAGAAUGAGGAGGAGAAGAUCAGUUCUUCCAGCCUCCGGCAGAGAUUGCUCGGGACCUUGCUGCAGCCCCCGCGGAAAGACCCUGCCUUGCCUUCUCGCCCGUAUGUGAUUGGUCUGACUGGAGGAACGGGAAGUGGAAAAACCUCUAUUGCCAAAUACCUGGAACACCUUGGAGCGUUCCUCAUCGAUGCUGACAAGCUGGGCCAUGCUGUAUACGUCCCCGGUGGCCCUGCCUAUGAGCAGGUGGUGGGGACGUUUGGACCAGAAAUCUUGAAUGAAGAUGGGACGAUUAACAGGAAAGUCCUUGGGGCCAAAGUGUUUGGAAACCAGGAGCGACUGAAGUGUCUCACAGACAUCGUGUGGCCUGAGAUUGCCCAGAUGGUCAAGAAGAAGAUUGGGGAAGCAGAUGCUUUAGGUAAGGCUGUGUGCGUGCUGGACGCUGCCGUGCUGCUGGAGGCUGGCUGGAAAGACAUGGUCCACGAGGUGUGGACAGCCAUCAUCCCUGAGGAGGAGGCCUUGAAGCGCAUCAUGGACAGGGAUGGGCUGAGUGAGGAGGCUGCUCAGAAGAGGCUUCAGAGCCAGACGACCAACAGCCAAAGGGUGGAGCAGUCGCAUGUCGUGCUGUGCACGCUGUGGGAGCCGGCCGUCACCCGCAAGCAGGUGGAGAAGGCCUGGGCCCUCUUGCGGGAGCGCAUGAGCCAAGACCAGAGCCAGUGAGUGCAUCGCCCUCCUCUCGACUCCCCUUACUGUCAUGCACGGGCGCACCGCAGCUCGAGCACCGAUGGGACCUGCGGCGAGGGCGGAGCGCUCUCGCUCAGGCCGUGUCCUGGCAUCGCGCACCAGCUGUAAGCGGGGCGUGGGCCAGGAGAGCGCGGCGCUGGAGCUCGAACUGAAGCGGCGAGGGCUGGGAGAGCCGUCCUGCCGCGCUGCCGCGGGAGGGCACAGCCGGGAGACAGCUCCUGCUGCAGGGCAUCGCUGGGGAAGCGGCCGGAUCGUGCAGGGCUGGAGGAGCAGGUGCAGCAGCCCCUCGGGCCAAAGGGCUGAGCCGUCCAGUUUGGCACAUCUGCAGGUUUGGUUCUACGUGUUGCUGCCAGGCCCUGGGCUGCGGAGGGCCAGGGAGGACACAAGUGCAGCCGUGUUUUCUGGUGCUGCUCUGUGUCCAGCCUGGCCUCCCUGCACCUGCGUGGCUCCGGGCACUGUGAACCCCGUACGUGUGUGACAGUAAAAGAUCAUUUUCUCUU